CGACCCUUGAGUUCUAAGCCAAGAUCAGCAAAAAUGAUUGCCACAACGGUGUGUUUUUACUUGGUGGUCUUAGCCAUUCUCAUGGCCUUCCUAUCUCCCACAGCAGAUGGUUGCUUCAUUCUGCUUGCGUGCCUGUUGAGGUCAUCUCUCUGUCCGUUUAACACCACCUCAUCUGGAUAAUAGAGUGAAUUUUUUUGUUGCCUCUUCCCGCGCCCAAUAAAUACGAUUAUGCAUUAAAAACAUAUUUAUCCAUGACCAAAAUAA
This is a messenger RNA of Drosophila yakuba, 264 nucleotides long. RefSeq lists its product as uncharacterized. The record is from RefSeq and is a predicted model, not a curated record. Lineage: Eukaryota; Metazoa; Arthropoda; Insecta; Diptera; Drosophilidae. The coding region runs from base 34 to 180 and encodes 48 amino acids. The transcript has a single exon.